UAGAGAGCGUGCAGGUACUUGUCUGCUGUGUUGUUGCCAGCGGUUGGUAAUCGAAUGGCUGUGACUGAUCGGUGAGCCUGCACCGUGUUACCUGCAUCGGUAUCACACACGCAUUCUUACUGCGGCGGAAGAAAAGGGCCGAUUGUUACGCGUAAGACAGGAAUGAAUCGAACUGAGGAGUAGAUCUAUCAGUAUACUUGGUAUUUGAAUUAUAACAUUGAAUCCACUCCUUGCCUGAGAACAACUUGAGUCAUGGAUGAGUUGUAAGAAACUUCAGAUCACACAAGCGGCUCCUAAUGGAUCCAAGUAAAAUCAGAGACUCGCUGUUUCGGAAAUACAUACAGAUUUGUGAAUUGAAAUUAAGUGAAAGUGAUUUCGUAGAGGAUGCAAGCCUUAAGAAGAUGGCUACAUCCUUACUUGAUUUGUAUCGCCAGGAGCCAUCGGAAAGGUUUAAGUUAUUCAGAUUUUAUGAUAUUGUGGAGAAUUCCUUGAAGAUGGUCAAAACAUCAAGCUUAAAUGCACUCCUUACUGCCUUUGGAGUUCUGGAAACCUUCUGCAUUAACCUCUUUCUUUAUCCUUGGAAAAAGGAAUUUAAAACUAUAAAGACUUUUACAGGGCAUUUUGUCUACUAUAUCAAAUCCGCAAUGUGUGAAGAUGAUGUAUUUAAUAUCCUGUAUUUUAUAGGAUAUGACUAUGAAAAGGAAAUGUAUGAACUGAAAAGCAAAGUAAACACUAAUCAUGUGAAAUUCAUUUCUUUUGAACUUUUCUUGGCUGGAAUUGAGUGUGAGAAUUUACUUGAAAUUUAUUCACAAAUUAAAAUGAGGGGUUAUUCAGAGCUUAAUGUAGUGCAAGAACGUAAGAACAGCACAGAUGAUGUGAGAGGUUGCAUUGACGCCAUGAAAAGACAACGAAGAUCAAUGGAAGGCUUGCAUACAUCAAUGGUUCAAAUGGACUUCCGCCGAUCAGACAAUGAACGGUUAACAAACAAUUUUGGGAAACACUUGAUGUACAAAGCUUCACCUGUCGAUAAUGAUGAAACUUUGGAAAAGCAGUUAAAUAAAAUUCAUUUGACACCUGGACAUCGUAAAAAGGAAACAGUUUAUGAUUCUUCUGAUGACAUAACUGAUGAAAUUUUUCGUCCUACUCCGUCACUUCUUGCUAUGUCAAGUUCCCCUCGUGGCGGCUCAGAGGAAUACUUGCAAUCUCCCAAUGGUAGCUGGAGAGCAGAAUCCAAUUUUAACACUCCUUACCAUACACUUGAUGAUUUGGAUCUUUACACAGCUGAAGAUCCCAGAAGCACUUUACCACAAAGAUGGACAGAAACAGCAAACAGUCACAGUACAAGGUUGAUAAAAAGUAAUGAAGCAAGAGCUAUGUACCAUGAAACUCCACGUACUACCAAAGAAAGUUUAGCAAGCACAGUUGCAUUGAAGUGCCAAAUGUGUGGAAUAUCUAGUGGAACCUCAAGUUGCCAAAAAUGUGACAAUGUUCUUUGUAGCCAGUGCCCUUGUAGACAUGAAUAUCCAAAAGCAUUGAGUAUCUUAGCACGUUCUUCAUCUUUUCAAACUGACCUGUCUGCAACUUCUGCACUGAAAGAGAAAUGUGCACAUGGUACCACAUCACCAUAUCAAGAGCACUUACCCAGUUCCAAGAGUACCAAUAUAUUGCGCUGUGGAUUUUGUGACAAACCUGGUGCAAAGUUCACUUGUAUGAACUGUUCUAAGGUCUCCUGUAAUGAUUGUAAAAGUGGUUAUCAUUUGGAUUUAUGCAGCAAAAAUAAGUCGCACAACUUCUUUCCCAACAGCCAGCUCAGUUUCAAAUCUAGUAAAAAUUAUUCUGUAUACAGAUAAAUUGUAUAAUAUGAAAUAAUGAUGCAUGAUCAGCCCUGGAAAAAUCUAUGCAAGGAAUAUAUUGAAAGCUGGCAGAUUGUAGAAUGAAAAUUUUGUUGACAUAUAAUUGCUCACUGUGAUCUCUUGUCCUACAAUAUGCACCUUAAGGUAUUUAAACUGCUGCUAUAUUUUUCAAGGGCUGAUAUGUGUACAUAAAAGCUGCUUUAAUUCAUACCAGCGAUGCAGAAGAGGGUACUCUAGAAUCUUGAGCAAAACCAUUUGUAACUACAAGUGAAAGGGUGAACAGUUGAUGUUGGAUUUAACAUAAAGCUGUCAAAUGUUUAUAUAAACAAGCCUUGGUAUUGAUGUGCAAUUUUCCUUUUGUCUUUUUCUAAUGUGAUGGUGUUUCAUAAUUAUUUUUUACUUGCAAUAGGUGAACAAGUGUGUUUUCUGAAAGACGUCCCUAUCUUGCUUUGGGCUAAUUUUUUUGUUGAAAACUUAAAUAAUUUUUUGACUGCUUAUAUGAAUAAAACAUUUGGCACUGCUAAAUUUUGAGGGUUUGUCUUAGCCCAAGGUUGAAUUGUGUAUGAACUUGGAUAAACACAUACUCUGAAUUAUUCUUUUAUGUGUUUACAUUACUGAGAGCACUUUUUAAAGACAUUGUGAAGUUCAUAGACCUUUUUUCCAUAGCUGGAAUGCCAUGUACACCAGAUCUCUGACACUGAACUAAAUUUAAUGUGUUCCAUUCGCAAUGCAUAUUUUUUGCCAUUUUGAUUUUAACAAGUUAAACUUCUGUUAAGUAUAACCUUGUGUCAAGUUCAAUUGAUCUUUCAGCAUUGGCUUUAAUACAUCACUUAACACUAAGGUAACUGUAAGAUGUUAUUUUUAUACUUGUUCUGCUUGCAAAGUCACUGACUCUUAGGGGUGUGUUUAUAUUGCGUCUUGUCAUUACUGGGAGCUUAUCAGAUUUCUUUUGUCUUAAUGGAAAGUGUGCAUAAGGAAUAAAAGAUCUGACUCAACUCAGAUCAAAAAUCAAUAAAGGCUUCUGCUGUUUGUAGUGCGUGGCAUAGAAUUAUGAGGUAGUGACUAUACUCCUGAAUUUAUAAUGAAGCUUUCACAAUGUUCCUAUUGCUUCACAGCUAAAGACAUACUUUCUAAUAUGUAAUAAUGGUAAAUGUGGCAGUCAGAAACAAUUUGCUACAGACAGACAUGUGACAAUAACCAUCCAACCUGCUAGGAUGUUUGAGGAAGGAAUGUAGGCCAACUCAGAGGGAUAGCUUGUGAAUAUGUUACAACUGUACUAAACAUUUUGGAAAUGGAAUUUCCUGUUUACUGUAAGUGAAUGCAGAAUGUUUCCAUACACAAUUUGUACCUUUCUGUGGAAUUUUAUUUAUGUAUCUAGAAUCUAUAUACUGACACAAUUUAUGCAGUCCACAAUAAUAUUUUUGACAAUCUGUAAUGCAGUUGAUAUGAAUGGAAGUAUUUAACUUUGGCCUUCUUGAAUGAAUUAAAGUUCUGUUGCUUCAUAGCUACCCAGCAAGAAUAUAUCCAAGUUUUGUUAUAUUUAGUGGACUUGGGCUCAAACUGAUUGUAAGAGAAAUUAAAAUUUCCCUUGUCUUCAUAAAUAACAUCACCUUUGAAUUGUACAAGUCUGAAAGUCAGGCCUUUGUGUUCAGGAUUUUUCCCCAUCAGUUACCUUAACAUCUCUAUUUGAUCAUCACUUAAUAUUCUGUAUUUGGUAUAAUAAACUAUGACUCAUUUUCUUGAACCAGAGAAGAUUGAGAUGUGAUGUAAUUAAAAUAGUUAAAAAAUUAUCAGAGAUCUAAAUUGAGUUAAGGAUAGUUGUUUCCAUUGCUAGAAAGAUCAAGAACUAGAGAAUAAGGUGACCGUCAUGAUAAACUUUCUGAAAGUGGAAUAACUGUCUGAAAGUGGUGAAGCAGGUUUGAUUGAAACUCUGAAAAGGGCAUUAUUGGGUAGAUAUUUGUAGGAGAAAAGAAGAUUGUGGGGAGUAACUAAUUGCAUUAAAAUUGCAGAGAACUGUUGUGGGCUCAAUAGGUCAAAAAUGACCUUGCUUAAAUAAUUACUAUGAUUCUAUAUAGGAUACUUGAGCUAGAGUGAUCUAUUUUCAUAAAUGAAUCCUUUUAGGCCAUAAUUGAGUAUUAAAUAUGCUACCCACCUUACUAUAAUAUUUGUAUAUUCUUUGGAUUCUUGUGCCCUAACAAUGUAGUAAUCUAAACACAGUCUAACCAGAGUUCUGUACAAUUAUAGUAUACUGCCAUCCUGCCUACUGAAACUCCUUUUUAGCUCAAUGCAAUUUAUUUCAAUGUACAAUUAAUACUUUUCUGCAGAACCCUUAAUAGCCUGCAUUCAUUGGAUUUGUGUAGUUUAUGUAUGUGACGUGUUUAGUGUUUUGUUAUAGGCAAUGUGGAAAGCAGUUUAAAGGAACAGGAAGUCCAUUCUGUUUCUCUGGACUGUAAUAAAUUAGUCAUAAAAACUACUUUUGACAUUCAUGCCUUCUGUGAUUCCUCUGCAUGGACUCAUAUUUCUGUUUCUACAUAGUUCUUUGAUUUUUGAUAAUAAGGGAAGUCUCAGAUCUGUCUUUCUUUUCAAGGAAAACUAUUUCACAUUUCAUCACUCACAUUUUUCUAGUAAUGACCCUCACUUUGUAAAAGGCACUGAACAGUUUUGUGGACUGCAAAAAGCAUGUGACAGAUUGCAGGGUAUAAAACAGGAUGGUGGAAGAGGCACAGCAGAUGAAUUUCAAUGUAGAAAAAUAAAGUGGAAUUUGGAAGCAAAAAUGAGGAAGGGCACUACAGAAUCAAUAAUCUGAAAGGGCAAGAACUAAAGGAUCUGUGAGAAAUACGUUUGCCACAGCAGAUUGAGAAAAUGAUUAGUAAGGUAGUCACAUUCUCAGCCUUCUAAGUAGAGGCAUUGAGUACAAAAGCAAUGAAUUCAUGCUAAACCUUUAUAAGACACUUAUCUGGCCUUAACUAGAGUAUUAUGUUCAAUUGUGGUCAUCCCAUUGUAGGAAUAAUCAGACAUUAGAGAAGGAUUCACAGAAGAUGUAUAGAAGUUAAAGGACAAUUCAGAGGCUGUGAUUUUGGAGAUGAAAAAGCUGAGAGGCAAUUUGAUAUAAAUAAGAGUGGAUGUUCAAUUCUGAAGAUAGAGUUGUUUAAAUAAAUAUAGAAAUAACAGGUUAAAUAAAAGUGUUUCAUUUGCUAUUUUCUAAUCCAAAGAGGGACCCGAAAUGAGCAUUAUAGAAGACCAUGUCUGAAGGACAAAAUGUUUAUGAUGAGAAACAAAAAUACAAGGAAAAGGUUUAGGAAGGGAAUUCCUGAAGUUAGACCCUUGCAUUGCUUAAGAUAGGAUUGUCAGUGACGGGCAAACAAGUGAUGUUGUCACUGAGACCAGACCUGAAGGAGUGAAAAGUUUGUCCAGCGUUUUAGGCUGGAAAGUUUUAAGAUCACCCCAUCUAGAAAUCUCCAGUUUGCUGCUUCAUUCAGUAAUCCAGUUGUAAAUCCUGUAUCUCAUCCGACUUCCUGCCCAAAACCCUAAAUUCCCCUAGGGCCCUAUAAUCAAUUGCUUUCAUUCUUGCAUCCUACCAAGCAUGUCCAGUUUCCAGAUGUGUUUUGCAAAGAUUUAUAACCCUUUAUAUAAACAAAUUAUGGUUGACUCCUAAGAGAUGUCCCUGGUUCUUAAUGCUGGUGUAUAAGCAACUGGCUUCUUUCAGAAUCCUGCAUGGUUAAAUGAAAUUAGUUCUCGGUGUCCUAAAUUCCUGUAGCAUAAAUAAAUGCCAUCUUGUUUGAUCUGCUUUUCACUUUUCAGUUCUUUGAUCCAGAAAUCAGUCAUGUGAUGUUCUGCACCAAAUGUAUUGGUUCAUGAGUGCAGGAGACCAAACUGCACAUUGCAGAGUUGAUUAUUAACUUCAGGAAGUGGCAGGAGGGUGAAUGUAUACUGGUCAACAUUGGGGAAUCAGUAGUGGAGGCAAUCAAUUGCUGUAAACUCCUGGGUAUUAACAUAUUGGAUCAGCUGUCUUGGCUCCAGCGCCUUAAUGCAAUUAUUUAAAAGAUGUGCUAGCAUUUUUACUUUCUUAGGAGGCCUGUGAUGUUUGGUAUGGCAAUUCAAAUGCAUGGGAAUAUAAAAAGCUGCAGGCAUUAGUGGACGCAGCCUAUUACAAUACAGACAACUCUAUUCAUUACUACAGUUUAGCAACACUGACGACUUUGAUCAUCUGGCACUAAAAUUGACUUUUUGUUCUAAAUGUGUUUUUUUUUCUUGUAAAUAUUAUGUAUAAUUUUUGUUUUAUAUAUGUAUUUCUGUGAAUGCUGCUUAUAUGAUGCUACGUGUCUGUGUGGCUGCUGGAAAUAAGUUUUUCAUUGCACCUGUACCUAAAGGUAAUUGUACAUAUGGCAAUAAACUUGACUUUGACUUUCACCUGGGGCUCAAGGUAUGAUUGGACCAUCAUUCUAUGGCGGAACAACAAAACUUCCUU
Mobula hypostoma (lesser devil ray) is the source of this 6321-nucleotide messenger RNA. RefSeq names its product spermatogenesis associated 2 (gene spata2). Gene Ontology annotation, biological process: regulation of necroptotic process; protein K63-linked deubiquitination; protein linear deubiquitination. Gene Ontology annotation, molecular function: zinc ion binding. Bases 297 to 1850 code for a protein of 517 amino acids. The transcript is spliced from 3 exons. NCBI's taxonomy places the organism in Eukaryota, Metazoa, Chordata, Chondrichthyes, Myliobatiformes, Myliobatidae. Gene Ontology annotation, cellular component: cytoplasm. The record is from RefSeq and is a predicted model, not a curated record.